CAAGGCUAAAAGACGCGUCAUUUACUCGCAAAGGAAGAGCCGAACUGCUGGAGUUUCCCCAUCUGUUUUUAUCCUUGAGACGAAACUGUGUGCACCGUUCGGCACGCGAGCCAGGAGCGGACAGUAGCUGAUAUCCCGUCUAUCAGCAUGCGCUAAAACGCCAGACCAUACAAUAUAAGAAGCAGCAAACCUCGGGAGUUUACUUUUCAUGGUUCUUUUUGAAAGAAAAUCCAGAUGGAAUUGGACAGACAUUUUUGGCAGUCCUGUGACUGACAGUUAAGCUUUGUUCCAGGACACUUUGAACAUGGAUGUAAGUCGAUAAAUUUCGGACAAAACUGUUGCAUAUCUAAAGCGCAUCUCUAUGAUCUGGGAUCAAAAGCGAAAGGAGUCUAUUUUAAAUCUGACACAUGAUCAGGACCGGAUUUGUGCACCAACCCGAACCCCAACACGGGAUUGAUGGUCCUUAUACCUGUGUGCGUGUCACUCACCUCCUAUCUGGCGUGAUUUGAUCUUUUGUAAGGCUACUAGCUCAACUAAUAGAUGACGAGUACAAUAAAACAGUCACGCGCUGUCGUUUACGUUACCUAAGUGAAAGGUAGCAGCGAUAUUGGUAACAGAGAAACGUUGGCCCAGAAGCCGCCUGUGCAACGUUGUGCGACACCGUUUUUCCCUCCAGGCAGCACUAGAGAAAUUGGAUUUGGAAAUUGAGCCAUGGAGCCCCUCCGCCUGGACGCAUAACCUAGUCUGUUGCAUGUGGUUCGGUAACCCGGAGUACAGUCGAUCGAAGGGAUCCUAUCUUCUUGCUGGCUUGUGUCUCUCCGAGAAGCGUGUAAGAUGGCUGGAAGUGACUGCUCGUGGAAAUAUUACCUCUGGAUUUUGACAGCCAUGUGCAGAUACGCGUUACCCGCAGCCAAAUCACUGGAGUCUGUUGUGUGGAAUUCACAAAAUUACAAGUUUGUGUCUGGGAAGGGCUUGGUGAUCUACCCGGAAAUCGGUGACAAACUGGACAUUAUCUGCCCCAAAGGGGACAUGGGAAGACCGUAUGAGUUUUAUAAACUCUACCUGGUGAAGAAAGAGCAGGCCGAGUCCUGCAGCACCAUACUGGACCCCAAUGUGCUGGUGACCUGCAACAAACCAGGGAAAGACAUCAAAUUCACCAUCAAGUUCCAGGAGUUCAGUCCAAACUACAUGGGACUUGAAUUCAAACGCAUGGCAAACUAUUACAUCACCUCAACUUCUAAUGGAACACAGGAAGGGUUGGAAAACAGAGAAGGUGGGGUUUGUAGCACAAGAUCCAUGAAGAUCAUCAUGAAAGUGGGCCAAGAUCCAAAUGCACCAGAUCCAGAUUUAACAGACCUCCCAGACCGGGACCGGGACAAUGAGAUCAAGGACCCCACAACCAGCCCUUCCCGCAAGAUAGACCGAGACCGAAGCAGAGACGCAGAUGGGAACGGAUCCAUAAUGCCCGGCAGAGACACGAGAAACCAGGAUAACAGUCCCGGUUCGGUGGAAGGUAUUUUCGGCUCUAAACCGGCUCUCUUCGCUGCCAUCGGAGCCAGCUGCGUCAUCUUCCUCCUCAUCAUUAUCAUCCUCAUAGUCUUGCUCCUCAAGCUUCGCAAGAGAACCCGCAAACACUCGCAGCCCAGGGGCGGAACUGCCCUGUCACUCAGCACUCUGGCCACACCCAAAGGAGCCGCCCAGGCCGGCUCAGAACCGAGUGACAUCAUCAUCCCCCUGCGGACAUCAGAGAAUAACUACUGUCCGCACUAUGAAAAAGUGAGUGGAGACUAUGGGCACCCCGUCUACAUAGUGCAGGAAAUGCCGCCCCAGAGCCCCGCCAAUAUCUACUACAAAGUCUGAGAGAACAAGAGCGAAGCAACCGCAAUAAGAACUCGUUUUUGUAAGGUAUCCUGAAUCUUUUUUUCAUUACCUAACCCCGUCUGCUCCGUGUGCGAGAGGGAGAAGUGGAAAAGAGGAAUGAAAAAGACUAUGUGGAUGAUAUUCCUCUCAGAUUUCCUUCCCUCCGUCCCUUUUCCGAACACUACACUGUGUGUAUGUGUGUGUGCCUGUCGCUCUCGAUGUGUGUGAAACGGCAGAAAGCCUCUCCAAAUUGCGUGGCACUCAGGCACAGACUUCACUGCUGAAGAACAGCCGACAACCAAUCACAGAGGGCCGCUAGAGUGACAUCACAAAGCAGGAAGCUCUCAUUUGUGUUUUUUGUACCAUUACGACUACUUAAUGGUACUUAGUUUUUUGUCUGUUUUUCAUCCAUCACAGUGUUUCGUUUUUAUCAGUAUCAACUCGAUUCUUUCGCAGUGUCUCGCUCAAAGAAAAUGUCUUAAACACCGUUACGAAUGCCGCUCUCUUCCUCACACACUCAAUAUGUCCUCUCAUUUCCUUGCGUCUCUCCAGACAUUCAUUCAUUUGACAUGCUGUAGAGGCAACUGAACAAAAACACACACUCGUACUCGUACACACUUUGGUGUUCACAGGUCAGUAACAAACAGCUUCUCGGUGGAAAAGCGAGUGAGUGAAAUAGGGAAUUUAAUAUGUAAACACCAGUGUCAGACCUUCCAGAACUCCUAGUCUGCUUUUUGUUCAUUUGAGAAUUGUUUCAAUUGAAAUUCUCUCUCCUCUCAGCCGAAAAACACACAUAGUUAUUUUUUAUCUGUUGUCAGUGAUGCGUGAAGUGCUGAGUAAUAUUUGUAUCUUGUCAUUGUUUUUUUUUAAAUUUUAUCUCCCAAAGGUUUGUAGGUCAAAAACAUCUUUAGGGAUUUGCCUCUACACCAUGAGCCUAUGACCUCUUUUCAGUCACAAACAUGCUAACGCGUAUCUUUGCAUAAUUUUGUCCACUAACAUGUUUUUGUUUGUUUGGAUGUAGACAUGGACUCUAACACUAUGACCAUGUGUAUGUAGAGUCCCAUGCAGAAGCCAAAAAUCCAUCGACAUACAGAACACAUGAAAUUAUGCCUUCACCUCUCCCUCCUCUCAGAUAUGCUCAUAAAUUAUCCCUGUUUGCAAACAAACACACAGCAAAAAUCCACGAAUCAGAGAAUCAAAACAAGCUCAACAUAUCAUCCUGGAAAAUCUAGUGCUAGAUCUAUUUUUAUAUGUACUGCACGGGAAAUGAUAAACAGCAAACAGUGGCGGCAGGUGUGUUUAUGCCUAUGGUAAUUUAAAAUGAGCAGCAUUGCAUCUGGCCUCCAGCGCAGCCAAUCAGAGGAAGCCCAAUAUUUCUCUCUAGCUUUCUCAUAAAAUAGAUUUUUAAAUAAUAUUUCAAUUAGGGUUUACUGCUGUUGUUUUUUAUUGUUGUUUCUUCUUAAUUUAGUUUCUAAGGCCCGAGAUUAUGUAAAUAAUGUAUGUUGGGAAAAAAUUUUGAAUAUAAAAGUUCCAUUUUAUUAGAGACCCUGUUAAUGAAAAUAUAAUUAGGAUUUUUGAAAAUGCAAAAGCUUUUGUAAAUAGUCUUUUUUGGAAAAAGACAUUUUGUAAGUAAAAUGUUUCCUGUCUAAUGGUUUUCUCUUUUUAUUUUACUUGUUUUUUUCGGUUGGUUUUUGAUUAAGGAGACUUAGAGGUCCCUGUACAACGGGUUUUAAAAGGUCAGCCUAAAGCAGCAAAAAGACAUUCAAGUCCCUUUACAUACACACACUGAUACACACUUUAUCCUCCCUAUUUCACAAGGGGAUGGUGGUAUUUUUGUUUUAUUUCAUUUUUACAAAUGCUGUGAUGGAACCAGGUCAAAUAUUCCAUGACAGGGUUCAUGGAGGAGGAAAAGAGGAGAGAGAGAGAGAGAGAGAGUUAUUACUCAAGAAAUGCCUAAACUCACACACACACAAUUACUAACUGACCCACCAGUCAUUCUUAUAGCACACGAUAUACAUACAUAUAUGUAAACACCAUAAGAUACAGGGCAAGCACCAGCAAAACUAAACCAGCAACUGCUUGUGCAACUAAACUGAAUAUUCAUGUAAGUUUUUCUGAGCUGUUUAUGGCAGUUCAGUUCUUUAGGAUUGACAUUAGAAGAGCACUUUUUGAAAUUCAUGGCUUUGUUUUUACCCAUAGAAAUGCACAUAGGUGCACUGACCGCACCAGUCAGCUUAUUAAAGUGGAUCAGUCACGGUAUCACACUGUAACAAAAUCAUUUUCUUACACAUUCAUUUUGUCUUGUUUUCCAGUACAAAUAUCCUGACAACAAAAAGGUUGCUUUGAAAGCAAAAUGACAGUACAUGUAUGUAGUCUUUGUUUCAGAGAAAUCUAACAGGUUUUGAUGAGGUUUAUGCUCACCAAAACAACUGAAUUCAGUCCUAAAUAUUUAGAUAUUUUACUGGAAAAAGAAAAAAAAAUACUGUUUUAUUUAAUUUAUUUUUUUGCAUAGUUUUAUGGAUCAGCGCUGCUGUAGUGGGAUCUUAUUCAGUGACUGACUGUCUUUUGCUUCAGGCUUUUUGCAGCUUAGCUCACACAUUAGGUUUGCGGCACUCUUAACAGCUAUAAGGCAUACACUUCCUUUGACGUUUGUCUGUACCCUAACAAUAAGAUGAAAAAAAUAGUCAUCUUGUUUAUCAGAUUGGACUUGAGGCUUUGAUUCCUCUCUAAUGCUGCGGUCAGACACCUGUGAUGUUGUGUGGAUCUUACUGAUAUCUGUUAAUAACAUUUCUCCCAGUGUGGUUGACUUAUUUGAGGAGAACUUACUUAAAACCAAGCAUUCACGCAAACACACACACACACACACACUCCCCCUCAGGCAAAGAGACAGAUUGGUGGUGACUUUUGACCCUGUAAGGAUUAUCACAAUAUUAUGAAAAAGACAAAUCUAUUGAGAAAACCUUCUCCAUGGCCUAGAUUCAUCUCAUCACACACAAUUCAUCCACUCUUUCACAAAAUGUACUUGUUCAUAGAGCGGGUCAGUGCAGUGAUGAGGACUUAGGCCAACCGCGACUCCCACAAAAAAGCUUGUGCUGAAUAUCAUUUCCUCCUGCUGUUGCUGAUUUUUUUUUAUUAUUAUUAUUCAGUGAACUACAUUAUUAUUGUUAUAAUGUUCUUUUACUAAGAUUUUGUUGCAGAUUUCAGUAUUAUUGAUUUAAGUUGUGAUGUAUGUGUUGGCAGUGCUGAUGCCCCUGUGGCGACAGUGGUUUUUUGUUUUGGUAGAAUUCACACAGUGUCCUCAGAGUUCCCCGAUAUAUGACACUAAAGCCAAGUCUCAGCCCUCAGAAAGCGUUUUAAAAGGAUAAAUAAAGUUUUUUCCUAUGGAA
Molecule: messenger RNA, 5246 nt
Organism: Sinocyclocheilus anshuiensis
Lineage: Eukaryota; Metazoa; Chordata; Actinopteri; Cypriniformes; Cyprinidae
Product: ephrin-B1-like
Exons: 5
Coding region: 835-1860 (341 amino acids)
Biological process (GO): axon guidance; ephrin receptor signaling pathway
Cellular component (GO): plasma membrane
Molecular function (GO): ephrin receptor binding
Source: RefSeq, a predicted model, not a curated record